Messenger RNA from Candidula unifasciata, 1182 nucleotides. The record is from the annotation of a GenBank genome assembly. Lineage: Eukaryota; Metazoa; Mollusca; Gastropoda; Stylommatophora; Geomitridae.
AUGUUCCUCCAGUCAUCUUACACAGUAUGUUCCUCCAGUCAUCUUACACAAUAUGUUCCUCCAGUCAUCUUACACAGUAUGUUCCUCCAGUCAUCUUACACAAUAUGUUCCUCCAGUCAUCUUACACAAUAUGUUCCUCCAUUCAUCUUACACAAUAUGUUCCUCCAGUCAUCUUACACAAUAUGUUCCUCCAUUCAUCUUACACAAAAUGUUCCUCCAGUCAUCUUACACAAUAUGUUCCUCCAUUCAUCUUACACAAUAUGUUCCUCCAGUCAUCUUACACAAUAUGUUCAUCCAUUCAUCUUACACAGUAUGUUCCUCCAGUCAUCUUACACAAAAUGUCCCUCCAGUCAUCUUACACAAUAUGUUCAUCCAUUCAUCUUACACAGUAUGUUCCUCCAUUCAUCUUACACAAUAUGUUCCUCCAGUCAUCUUACACAAUAUGUUCAUCCAUUCAUCUUACACAAUAUGUUCCUCCAGUCAUCUUACACAAUAUGUUCAUCCAUUCAUCUUACACAAUAUGUUCCUCCAGUCAUCUUACACAAUAUGUUCCUCCAUUCAUCUUACACAAUAUGUUCCUCCAGUCAUCUUACACAAUACGUUAAUCCAUUCAUCUUACACAAUAUGUUCCUCCAGUCAUCUUACACAAAAUUUUUCUCCAGUCAUCUUACACAAUAUGUUCCUCCAUUCAUCUUACACAAUAUGUUCAUCCAUUCAUCUUACACAGUAUGUUCCUCCAUUCAUCUUACACAAAAUGUUCCUCCAGUCAUCUUACACAAAAUGUUCAUCCAUUCAUCUUACACAAUAUGUUCCUCCAGUCAUCUUACACAGUAUGUUCCUCCAGUCAUCUUACACAGUAUGUUCCUCCAUUCAUCUUACACAAUAUGUUUCUCCAGUCAUCUUACACAGUAUGUUCCUCCAGUCAUCUUACACAGUAUGUUCAUCCAGUCAUCUUACACAAUAUGUUCAUCCAGUCAUCUUACACAAUAUGUUCAUCCAGUCAUCUUACACAAUAUGUUCAUCCAGUCAUCUUACACAAUAUGUUCAUCCAGUCAUCUUACACAAUAUGUUCAUCCAGUCAUCUUACACAUUAUGUUCCUCCAGUCAUCUUACACAGUAUGUUCCUCCAUUCAUCUUACACAAUAUGUUCCUCCAGUCAUCUUACACAGUAUGUUCCUCUAG